Messenger RNA from Aspergillus affinis, 3732 nucleotides. RefSeq lists its product as uncharacterized. The transcript has a single exon. The record is from RefSeq and is a predicted model, not a curated record. NCBI's taxonomy places the organism in Eukaryota, Fungi, Ascomycota, Eurotiomycetes, Eurotiales, Aspergillaceae. Gene Ontology annotation, molecular function: zinc ion binding; protein binding. Bases 1 to 3732 code for a protein of 1243 amino acids.
AUGGCGGGUGUGCAUCCACAGCUGCAAGAUCCGGCUACAGCCGGUGUUGUUGCGAGCUUCCUGACAUCUUUAAAUGAUCUUUUUGUCGCAACAAAUCAUGCCUUUGAUGUUUAUGACUCGAAUUCCACGCGGCCAGCCGCGAAACAACAACCUGUCUCUUCGAAAUUGAACAUCAAAUCCCGUCUCAAGUGGGCGGCCACUGAUAACGUCAAGCUGUCCAGCCAACUCAAAGAGUUCGAGUUUCUGGUCCAGCGACUAUACCUUUUAGUUCCACUAGACAGCCUUCAACCCGACCAGUUUCAGAAGCUGCAAGACACUCUCGUCCAAUCACAGCGGUCACAUGCCAUCAGCCGGAUUUUGCGUUGGCUUGAUGCUCCUUCCGAUGACAUCUUUGACGCUUGCUGCUCUACUCGCUUAGAAACUACUUGCAACUGGAUUACUACGCAUUCUACAUACGUAAGCUGGUUGUCAAACAGCUCGACGAAUUCGUCCAAAGUGCUAUGGGUUCAUGGCCCUCCGGCAUUUGGAAAGUCUGUUCUAUGUGCAUACAUCGUCCAAGAGCUUCGUAACAAGACCCAAUUCCCAGUUUACUAUAUCUUCUGUUCUGCAGAGAGUGAAUCCUUAAGAGAUCCCAGUUCGAUCCUACGCACGUGGAUAUAUCAGGCUCUUUACAACGAGGAGUCGGUACUGGAGGCGGUCUUACAAUAUCUCGAGACAUGCGAAAGAACAAGAGCCACGUAUUCGGAUCUAUGCCAUUUACUCCGGGAAGCCUUGUCCCAUAUUCCAGACGCUAUAUUCGCUGUGGACGGUUUGGAUGAGUGCCCACGGUCAGGCACAUUCGGCCUGAAUUUACGCUACAGCAGAAGCGAUGUUUUACAUGACUUGAUGGAGCUUCUUUCAGGCUCAAACGCUCGAAUGCUUGUGGUGAGUCGUGACGAAGGUGAUAUCAGAUCUGAAGUUGGUUUGCACGCUGCGACGCGGCCUGGAUUGGCGCUAUCUGAAUUGGCAAUCACGCGGGAGCUUGUUACUCCGGAUAUUGAACGGUUCACAAAACACGUUGUUACCCAGAAACUACCCGGAAAGACAGACGAGUUUCAACAGGAGCUCGCAGCUCAGAUGGCAAUGAAGUGCGACGGCAUGUUCUUAUUGGUUCGACUUCAAAGCCGAGACCUGCGGCCACUGAAAGGAAACAAGCAACUUCGGCGUAUGGUUAAUGACAUGCCUACUGAGCUCGCCCGGGUAUACGAGCGAGAUUGGAAAGAUAUCCAAACUUUCUCGAAUGUAGACAGGCAACGGGCAGAAGCGAUCCUUCGUUGGGUCACUUUUGCGCAGCGCUCGCUCACUAUUACAGAGCUUUCUGAGGCCGUGGCCGUCUUGGAUAACGACGAAGACGAUGGCCCAAAAUUUGAUGAUUUGCCAGAUCCAUUUGAUCAGGGCUAUGUUCAUUCCGAAGUACUGGGUCUAUGUGGCUCCUUCCUGGAACUUCGAUCUUCGGGCACUGCUACUGACUGGGAAUCUCAAACAGUCCACUUGAUUCAUUUUUCUGCAGUCAAUUUUCUUGCUGGCCAACAGCAGACUGCGCCAUUCGCUGAUACGAUGUUACAGAACUAUUAUCUGGCCCUGGAUUGUCUCAAGUACUUGGACCAGGAGCAGUCCUGGCGUUUUGAAGACGACAAGAGAAGCCACAUUAUCCAGCAACGAUGCUUUUCCAAAUACGCUAUUGCAGCAUGGUAUGAACACGUGAAUAGAUCUCAUCAGUAUCAGAAUAAGAUCCAGCCACACCUGAUGUCAUUUUUUAAAUUACCAAACGCGAGCUGGGACAACUGGCGAAAGCAAUAUGAGGCUUCCCAGGCUACACCUUCGGCAUCCUCAGGAUCUGAGAGAGGUUAUCCACAGAACCAAGAUUUCCCUGGCGGAAGAAUGUAUUAUGCAGCCCUCUUCGGCCUACGGGAGGUGGCAGAAUGCCUUCAUAAUAGGGGAAUGGCCGGCAUUGACGACCUCGGCGGAUUUUAUGGAACCCCGGUGCAAGCCGCCAGUUCGCAAGGGAACAUGGACGCGCUCCUCUUUCUGCUCAAGCAGGGAGCUGACAUCCUAUCCCACGGUCGAUAUGGCAGCGCCCUUCACGCAGCAGCUACUUAUAAUCGAGAAGAGACCGUCCGGAGGUUAUUAAAGCAUGGAGCAUCGGUAUCAGCUACGGACAAUCACGGCAGGACUCCCCUAUACAUCGCAGUCUCGUUUGGAAAUCAUGCAACAGCUCAGAUUCUGAUCGACGGUGGUGCAGAGAUCUCAUCCGGAGAGAAAACUGGCUUUACACCUCUCCAUUUUGCUAUACACUUAGGCGAUCUCGAGAUGGUCAAAAUGCUUCUUCGAAACGGUGCAGAUCACUCAAUGGCCAACGAUGAAGGGAACACGCCUCUUCAUCUGUCAGCUUGGCACGGCCACACUGAGGUAUCCAGACUGCUCCUUGAGGCUGGCGCAGACGUCAAAUCAACCAACCGGUAUGGAUAUACCGCACUGUCCUAUGCAGCUUUCGAUGGCCAUGUUGAAAUAUGCCAGUUACUGUUAGGUCUUGGUGCAGACCACACGGUCGCAGAUCAAAACGGUCUAACUCCUCUGCAUGUGGCAGCCGAGGGUGGUUGCACCAAUGGUAUCAUUAACCUUCUCCUAGAUUUGGGAGCAGACCCAGAGGCACAGAAUAAAGAUGGCCAUACCCCUCUAUACCUGGCAGCCCGCCACGGCCACUUUGAGCUGGUUAAGUCUCUUCUCGAGUAUGGUGCCGAUACUGCCGCUGUUGAUAAUAAGGGUCGGAGCCCUAUACAUUUCGCGGCCCAGCAUAGUCACCGUGAAGUCGUCGAAGUACUUCUGAAUUCUGGUGCAGAUAUCACAGCGUCCGACAGCUAUGGGAAUACUCCACUGCACUGCGCAUCCUACAGUGGUCAGCAUGAGGUGGUUCAACUUCUUCUCCAUUCUGGCGCAGAUAUCUCAGCAGUCGAUGCUGCCCAAUGGACCCCGUUGUACUCGGCAACUGUGUUAGGCAAUGCUGAGAUUGUCCAGUUGCUGAUUGAAUCCGGGGCAGAAGUUAAUUCAAGGGCAGACGAUGGAACUACACCACUGCACGUGGCCUUCCGAAAUAGACAUGAGGGGACAGUUCUAGUGCUUCUGGACAACCAAGCGUCAUUGGAUUGUCUUGACUAUCAAGGUCUACCACCAUGGCAGUACGCCAGUGCCCAAUUUCGAGCUAAAAUCCCCCAGUGCAGCAAAAUUGAAUCCUCCACCGGAGACCCUUGGGAGAAAUUUGCUAGGCAGACCAUUCGGAAUCUCGCUAGAAGGAUGGUACCUAUGACUAAAAAGAAUGCCUCCUUUCUGAGUGACUUAUCAAAGUAUCUUACUCAGAUAGGAGACUUCGCGUCCGCCUCGAUUGUUCACAACCAAAAUAUUGUGGUCGACGCUACGACGGGAGAUAUCUAUCAUGGAGUAAUUUGUAAUUCCUGUCACGAUUCGAUUGUGGGCAUCCGAUACCCCUGCAAUACGUGUGUCGACUACGACCUAUGUCAUUCCUGUAUGAGCCGGUACGGAGAUGGUGGAGCCAGCUUUGGUGCUUGUACUAACCAUGAGUUUCUUCGGGUCCCCAGUGAGGAUUGUACCCGUGAUCAGCAUACAGAUGUAUAUACCAAGGAAUUUGUUUCGUGGUUGAAGGAGCUUGCGCUUAAAUACAGAAGCGAAGACCCAUGA